GUCCAUCACAUCAUCAUCAUCCUCGUAACUUCUCCACUAUUCGAAAUUACAUAUACAGUUUCUGAUGACGUCGCCAGCGAUUGAUCAAGAGAACGUCGCUCCUAUGGAGGGAGUCAACACGUCGGUGAGCGAGAAGAAGAAACCUGCAGCGAAGGGAGGCAAGACGAAGAAAGCUAAGGAAGUGAAGGUGAAGGAGAAGAAGAAGACUGUGAAGAAAGCUGUCUCAACUCAUCCUACUUACGAAGAGAUGAUCAAAGAUGCGAUCGUUACGCUGAAGGAGAGAACCGGAUCGAGCCAAUACGCGAUUCAGAAGUUCAUCGAGGAGAAGCAUAAGGUGCUCUCGCCUUCGUUCAGGAAGCUGCUGCUUCUCAAUCUGAAGAGACUCGUCGCUUCCGAGAAGCUUGUCAAGGUCAAGGCCUCGUUUAAGAUUCCGUCGGCUAAACCAUCAUCAUCCCCCAAAGCGGCGGCUGCUACAUCUGCUCCGGUGAAGAAGAAGAAGAAACCUACCACUGCCGCGGCGACUUCCAAGCCGAAGGGGAAGAAGGUAACCGCAGCUUCCAAAUCCAAGGGAGCUAAGGUGUCUAAGAAACCAACUGCUCGUAAGGCCACUGUUGCGCUCACGAAGAAAGCUGUUAAGGCUGAGCAGAGACCAGCCAAGGCAGCGAAAACAUCAUCGAAGGUAACAUCUCCGGGGAAAAAGGCUCUUCCUGCUAAGAAGAGUGUGAAGCCAAAGACGGUGAAGUCUCCAGUGAAGAGGGCUUCAAGGAAGGCCAAGAAGUGAAAUUAGGGCUUAGUGUUGACGAUCUUGGUAGUAGCUUACUCUCUAGGCGUUAAUCUUGUAUAUCUUUGCUUUAUCUCUAUUUAAAGUUCUCGUGGUUUCAUAUAUAAAUAGCUAAAUCCUUUUCAAGAA
This is a messenger RNA of Raphanus sativus (radish), 910 nucleotides long. RefSeq names its product histone H1.1. Lineage: Eukaryota; Viridiplantae; Streptophyta; Magnoliopsida; Brassicales; Brassicaceae. The coding region runs from base 65 to 781 and encodes 238 amino acids. Gene Ontology annotation, biological process: nucleosome assembly; chromosome condensation; negative regulation of DNA recombination. Gene Ontology annotation, cellular component: nucleosome; nucleus. Gene Ontology annotation, molecular function: double-stranded DNA binding; structural constituent of chromatin; nucleosomal DNA binding. The record is from RefSeq and is a predicted model, not a curated record. The transcript has 2 exons.